UCGGGCUGCGGCGAGUGCUCCGACUGCGUGAACCGCGACCUCUACGUCGAGUGCGCGCUGGACUGCUGCGGCGGCGGCGAGCCCCUGGACGCGGAGCCGGAGACGUGCGUCGAGUGCGCGCCCGCGCGCGCGGCGCGCGCGUCGACGCGGCAGCGGCGGACCGACGGCCGCCGCAAGCCCUGCGGCAACACGGUCAUCCAGCGGCGCGCCUUCCCGCCCAUGGAGAUCUUCGACACGGGCGACGACAACCGGGGCUUCGGCCUGCGGUGCCGCGUCGACGUGAAGGCCGGGACGAUGCUCGGCGAGUACCGGGGCGAGGUCAUCGACGCCGCGGAGCUCCAGCGCCGCAAGGAGACGCGGGACGCCGCGGACCCCUUCUACAUCGCGGCCCUCGGCGACGGCCUGGCCAUCGACGCGGGCCGCAAGGGCGCCUACGCGCGCUUCGCGAACCACUCGUGCGCGCCGAACUGCGCGUUGGAGAAGUGGCGCGUCGGCGAGGAGCCGCGGCUCGUGCUCGUCGCCCGCGGCGCCAUCCCGGCGAACACGGAGCUCACCUACGACUACAACGCCGGCGGCGGCGUCGCCGACGUGACCGUGGCGCAGCAGUGCCGCUGCGGCGCGCCGAACUGCGCGGGCGCGAUCGGCGCC
This is a messenger RNA of Aureococcus anophagefferens, 648 nucleotides long. RefSeq lists its product as hypothetical. Gene Ontology annotation, molecular function: histone H3K36 methyltransferase activity; protein binding. Gene Ontology annotation, biological process: regulation of DNA-templated transcription. The transcript has a single exon. Gene Ontology annotation, cellular component: chromatin; nucleus. The record is from RefSeq and is a predicted model, not a curated record. NCBI's taxonomy places the organism in Eukaryota, Pelagophyceae, Pelagomonadales, Pelagomonadaceae. The annotation marks the transcript as partial.